AUGGGCAUCUGUAAUUCAAAUGGAGUCAUAAGAGAUUUCGCAGGGCCAUAUUUUGUGUCAGAGGAUCUCAUGGCAUUUGGUAACCCUACAAAGUAUUGGCAGCUGUCUCCCCAGAAAGCUACAAAUGGACAAGCUGGUUGGGAUGCAGCAGUGGCUGAAGCGUCUGAGAUUUACAAGAAAAGGAUGCAUAUAAUAUUCUAUGACAAUUGCCACUCCCACGUGGCCACUGCACUGAACAUCAUGAACUAUGGGGGUUGUAAAAACUGGAAUAUGGUUAAAUUGGCAUUCUACAUGAUACCCUACUCAAAAUAUGUGAGCUUUGGAGCAUUUCUGAAGACGUGGUUACCGUUUUUGAUCAUUGUCGCCUUUAUAUGUGGUUUGGCUGCAAUUAUUUAA
Molecule: messenger RNA, 396 nt
Organism: Parnassius apollo (apollo)
Lineage: Eukaryota; Metazoa; Arthropoda; Insecta; Lepidoptera; Papilionidae
Source: the annotation of a GenBank genome assembly